Molecule: messenger RNA, 2458 nt
Organism: Radiomyces spectabilis
Lineage: Eukaryota; Fungi; Mucoromycota; Mucoromycetes; Mucorales; Radiomycetaceae
Product: kinase-like domain-containing protein
Exons: 2
Coding region: 215-2323 (702 amino acids)
Biological process (GO): microtubule cytoskeleton organization; intracellular signal transduction; protein phosphorylation
Cellular component (GO): cytoplasm
Molecular function (GO): protein serine/threonine kinase activity; ATP binding; tau-protein kinase activity
Source: RefSeq, a predicted model, not a curated record
ACUUAAUUGAAUUAAACACUUUUUUUUCACAAAAGUUUUUGUUAUCCUACCAUGUGUUUUGCCAUUUUCAAAGUGCGAAAUAAGUGCCAAAAAGGGACGCUUCACACAUUCAUCACGCCACGCUUCAUUUUUUCUCCUUUGAGAACAGAACAAAAAGUUGUCAAAAGACGAGCCUUUUUACUCCUAUUCAACCGUCCCCGUUGCCACGACAACCAUGGUUAUGGCUUUUCCUAACGAGCAGACCGUUCCAAGCCCGUCUAACCAAAAGCAUGACCAUUCACAAAAGAAUGCCAAAGGCAUUGGCAAUUACACAUUUCAACAGAAUCUCGGAAAGGGGAGUAUGGGCAAGGUUAAACUCGGUGUUCAUAUCGUCACAGGUGCAAAGGUCGCUGUAAAGAUUGUACCCCGCGCCAAUUUGCAACUCGUGGGUAUGAAUACGGCUGGGAAGACACCAAAGCAAAUUGCCAAAGAAUAUGCUCGAGAGGAAAAUCGAGAAAUGAGAACGACCCGCGAAGCGCAUAUGAUGAUGCUCCUUCGCCAUCCCAACAUUGUCCAACUCAAAGAUCUGGUGGUGGCUGGCCGCUAUUUUUAUAUCAUGAUGGACUACGUCAAUGGGGGUCAAUUGCUACAUUAUAUUGUAAAGCGGAAUCGAUUAUCGGAAAAGAGAUCAUGCCAUUUUGCUCGACAAAUCGUUAGUGCACUCGACUACAUGCAUCGCAACUCCAUCGUCCACCGUGAUUUAAAAAUCGAAAAUAUCCUCAUUGACAAAUCAGGACGCAAUAUCAAAAUUAUCGACUUUGGUCUCUCGAAUUUGUUCUGUCCUGAACGACAACUGACGACGUACUGCGGCUCAUUAUACUUUGCGGCGCCCGAGUUACUGCGAGCGACACCGUACAAUGGUCCUGAAAUUGAUGUGUGGAGUUUGGGCGUCGUGAUCUACGUCAUGGUCACAGGCACGGUCCCCUUUGAUGACAAAUCGAUGCCCGGUUUACACGAGAAAAUCAAGCGAGGUCAUGUCGUUUAUCCUCCGUAUCUUGGAAUGGAGUGUCGCGAUCUUCUUUCGCGGAUGUUUAUCACUGAUCCUGCACGCCGUAUUAUCAUGGCAGACAUUGUCCGACAUCCAUGGCUGAACAGGAAACAACCGCCGAUUCAGAACUUUUUACCCCUUCGUAAACCAUUGAAACUGCCUCUGGAUCCCCACAUCAUCGAACUAAUGUCCAAAGGCAUGAAUCUGGGAACAGCGGAAGAGAUUGCCAUGAAGCUGGAAGUGAUUGUCCAGUCUCCAGUAUACAAAAGGGCGGCCGAGGCCAUUGCCCACCAGCAAACUAUUCAAUCCAGAACAGACGCUUGCCAGCCUAUUUAUGACGACCCUCAAAGCAUUCCUGCUGGUUACCAUCCUCUCAUCUCGAUAUAUCAUCUCACUGAAGAACGUCAAGCUCAUCUGUCACAGAUGACUUCUCAUGCAAUGCAUCAUGCUGCCGGCACCUUGUCCCGUAAGAGUUCGGUUGAAUCGGGAUUAUCCAUCGGCGGUACGUCUUCCGCACGCAGUAGUCAAACAUCGCUGGUCUUCGCAGGCGAAACUAGCCCCUCCAAUCAUCGAUCCAAACCGCAGCAUAUUUCAGAGAUGCCCUUGGGGCAAACAGCCAUUCAUCAUGCUCCGACCGCGUCCGGUUCUAUGCAAGGCCAUCUCGGUGUAACCGCUGCUCAGGGCUUUGGAUCACAACCGGCCGCAUCUAUUGCCUCCACCGAUUACCUGAUACGUAUCCAGCGAUGGCUUCGAUCAUCGACAUCACAGUACCAGCUCCCCACGGAACAGGAGGAACCUGAAGCGACCGAGGUGAAUGAGGUUAAUGAUCUAUCGCCAACGACCGCAACAACCGCAACAACCACCGAAACCAUCACAUCACCGUCCUUUGCACCAGCAAACCUACCUACACCCCCUGAUUCAGAUGACUCUGACCACGGCAGUGGACAGAAAUCGACACGAUCGUUAUUCAAAAAGUUAUCCCAUGCACUCCUCCGUCGAGGGUCACGCAGAGAUCGUCACCACUCACAGUCUUCGCAGGAUGCUCCGGAAACCGAUCUGCCGUCUCGCAACCGCGCACAACCUUCUUUACCGAUCUCACCUCCCCAAGAUGUUUUGCCUGCUCAAACAGCUGCUUUCGAAAGGAAGAAGCUGCCACCUCUUCCAACGACAGCAUCCCAGCAACCUGUUCAUCGUCAGCGAUCAGCCUCUGCAACGUCCAAUUCAACAUUGCCAAACCGACUUGGCAUGUGGCUUCAUCGAUCCAAUUCCUUCCAAAAGACUCCCAAAGCUACCUAAAUCAGUUUUAUUUUUCAUUCCUAAUCCUAAUUGUAUUGUAUACUUAACACCCGCUUGCUGGACGUCCUAUAAUAUUGUUACCGUUAUUUUGUCAUUAGAUUUACCUCCAUGAAAAAGAGUAGACAGAAAAAGAAU